Messenger RNA from Peronospora matthiolae, 318 nucleotides. Lineage: Eukaryota; Oomycota; Peronosporomycetes; Peronosporales; Peronosporaceae. The record is from the annotation of a GenBank genome assembly.
AUGGGUGUGGACGACGGAGUGCACGGUCGACUGCCGUUUCAGAGUGUGCACGACGUGUUUGUAAUGUGCCGUUAUCUGGCAGGACCGCUUUCGACCGGACACUCGAUCAAAACCAACGACUGUGCAGCGUCUAUGUUAUGGACGCAUGUGCUCGCUGCCGUCAUGUCGGACGCAACAGCGAGGUUCAGUCCAUACAACUCGUUGCGUUCUUCGUUCCUAUGUCAUAGCCUUAGUACCAGCAUCUUAUUAGCUAAGCUUCUGGUCUUUUCGCUUGUAGAAGGUGAUCUGCUUGACGUUAGAAGCACUUGCUUGUGGUAA